AUGGCAUCGCCUUCUCACGGUGUUUUUCUUCUCGUUUCUUUAUGUUCGCAGACGAAGCAAGCCAAGAGCGGCAGACUCGAGUGGAACAUCCAUUUCUGGCUGGGACGAGACACGUCGCAGGACGAGUACACGGUCGCCGCCAUCAAGAGCGUGGAGCUGGACGACUCGCUGGGUGGCAGUCCCGUGCAGCACCGAGAGGUGCAGGACCACGAGUCGGACCUGUUCCUGUCACACUUUAAGAACGGCGUCAAGUACCUGGAAGGUGGCAUCGAGUCCGGUCUGCAGAGCGUGGACAAGACGGUGCACAAGCGGCUCUUCCAGGUCAAAGGGCGCCGCAAUAUCCGCGUGCGACAGGUGCCCCUGGAGGCUAGCUCGCUGAACCACGGCGACUGCUUCGUUCUCGACUGCCGCGACAACGUGUACGUCUUCGUGGGCCACCGAAGCGGUGGCCUAGAACGGGUCAAGGCCAUCCAGGUGGCCUCGGGCAUACGAGACGACGUUCAUGGCGGCCGAAGCAAGAUCAGCAUACUAGACGAGCACAGCUGCGAGGCCGAGGUGGAUAAAUUCUUCGAGGAACUCGGCUCGGGCUCGCCCUCGGACGUCAAGGAUGCCGCCGAGGGAGGCGACGAUGUCGAACACGAACGCUCCAGCGACACCGAGGUCUCGCUUCACAGGAUUUCGGAUGCCGAUGGUGAACUCAAAGUGGAAAGGGUCGGCGAAAAACCGCUCGCUCAAACGCUCCUGGACCCUAACGACUGCUUCCUCUUGGAUGGCGGUAUGUCUGGUCUCUUCGUGUGGGUCGGCAAAGGAGCGAGCGCCAAGGAACGCAAGGAAUCCAUGCUCCUGGCUCAGAAAUACCUCAAGUACCGCGGAUACCCGGAGUGGUGCCAGGUGACGCGCGUUAUCUGCGGCGCCGAGCCGCCCAUCUUCAAGCAGUACUUCGCCUCCUGGAAGGAGCACGAGAACAGCGGCAUCUUCGGCAGGAAGGGUGCGCUCAACCGCAUCGCCGAAAUGGACAAGACGUUCAACGUGAGCGACCUGCACCGCGAGAAACGACGCCUCUUGGCCAAGAACCUGGGCAAUGCCUGCGGUUUCAUGCCGGACGACGGCUCUGGAACAGUGGAGAUCUUCCGCGUGGAGAACUUUGAGCUGGCUCCAAUAGACCCGGCCAUCUACGGUUUCUUCUUCGGAGGGGACAGCUACGUCAUCAAGUACACCUACAAGAAGGGCUACAGCGAGCGCUACAUCAUCUACUUCUGGCAGGGAAACGAGAGCAGCCAAGACGAAAAGGCCGCCUCUGCGAUCUGGGCCGUGAAGAUGGACAACGACCUCUGCGGAAAGGCCAUUCAGGUGCGCGUGGUCCAAGGACACGAGCCGGAGCACUUCCUGCGCAUGUUCAAGGGGCGCAUGAUCAUCUUCAGCGGAGGACACGCCAGCGGAUUCCGCAACCUCAGGGACCACGACACGUACGACGUUGACGGAACGCGCAUGUUCCACGUCAAGGGAACGUCAGACGUCGACGUCCGGGCAGUCCAGGCAAAUGAAGUGGCGGCUUCAUUGAAUUCCGAGGACGUCUUUGUGCUAGAGACACCAAAGACUACCUUCCUAUGGCUGGGAGAGUUCGCCGACCCGUCGGAGAUUACCAUGGGCCACAAUGUGGCGAAGCUUGUGUCGCCAGACCGGCAGGCGGUGGAAGUGAAAGAAGGAUCGGAGCCGGACGAGUUCUGGAAGUCGAUCGGCGGCAAGGGCGACUACAAAAAGGGCCACCAGGAGGUGCACAACCCGCUGCUCGAACCCCGCCUCUUCAAGUGCUCCACGGCCACCGGAAGGCUGCGCGUCAUCGAGAUCUGCAACUUCACCCAGGAGGAUCUGGACGUGAAUGACGUCAUGAUGCUGGACAGCGGAGACGAGAUCUACGUCUGGAUCGGCAAGGGCUCCACCGAGGAGGAGAGGACCAAGUCGCUCGAGGUGGCCAUGGAGUACGUGAAGACAGACCCAACAGAGCGGGAUCUGAACAGCACUGCCAUCAUCACUGUGAACCAGGCUCAGGAGCCGGAUGCAUUUACGGCACUCUUCGAUCACUGGGACCCCAACCUUUGGGAGAACAUUCCCACGUACGAGGAGCUUAAGCGUCAAGUUACCAGACUCGUGCCGUCGCUGUUGCGUUAUCGGAUCUUCCGCGUGGAGAACUUCGAGCUGGCUCCAAUAGACCCGGCCAUCUACGGUUUCUUCUUCGGAGGGGACAGCUACGUCAUCAAGUACACCUACAAGAAGGGCUACAGCGAGCGCUACAUCAUCUACUUCUGGCAGGGAAACGAGAGCAGCCAAGACGAAAAGGCCGCCUCUGCGAUCUGGGCCGUGAAGAUGGACAACGACCUCUGCGGAAAGGCCAUUCAGGUGCGCGUGGUUCAAGGACACGAGCCGGAGCACUUCCUGCGCAUGUUCAAGGGGCGCAUGAUCAUCUUCAGUGGAGGACACGCCAGCGGAUUCCGCAAUCUCAGGGACCACGACACGUACGACGUUGACGGAACGCGCAUGUUCCACGUCAAGGGAACGUCAGACGUCGACGUCCGGGCAGUCCAGGCAAAUGAAGUGGCGGCUUCAUUGAAUUCCGAGGACGUCUUUGUGCUAGAGACACCGAAGACUACCUUCCUAUGGCUGGGAGAGUUCGCCGACCCAUCGGAGAUUGCCAUGGGCCACAAUGUGGCGAAGCUUGUGUCGCCUGACCGACAGGCGGUGGAAGUGAAAGAAGGCUCGGAGCCGGACGAGUUCUGGAAGUCGAUCGGCGGCAAGGGCGACUACAAGAAGGGGCACCAGGAGGUGCACAACCCGCUGCUCGAACCCCGCCUCUUCAAGUGCUCCACGGCCACCGGAAGGCUGCGCGUCAUCGAGAUCUGCAACUUCACCCAGGAGGAUCUGGACGUGAAUGACGUCAUGAUGCUGGACAGCGGGGACGAGAUCUACGUCUGGAUCGGCAAGGGCUCAACAGAGGAGGAAAGGACCAAGUCGCUCGAGGUGGCCAUGGAGUACGUGAAGACAGACCCAACAGAGCGGGAUCUGAACAGCACUGCCAUCAUCACUGUGAACCAGGCUCAGGAGCCGGAUGCAUUUACGGCACUCUUCGAUCACUGGGACCCCAACCUUUGGGAGAACAUUCCCACGUACGAGGAGCUUAAGCGUCAAGUUACCAGGCUGUGAGUUUCGGGGUGCCGAAGAAAGCCUGCACCCGCAGCUUCGCCCAAGCGACGCCUUUCUGUACCGUGCUCUGGUGGACAGCGAGACGGGAGCUGGCUGCGUGUGCCUUCUCGGUGCCGAAAGGCUUGCAACGCUCACUCCCUGCACUCCGCACAUUUCUUUUAUCUUUUAUUUUGUUUUUCUUGAAGUCACUUCCGAACGGCGACUUUUGCCUUCGAAAGUGGCCAUUGCCUUUCGCACCGAGUCAGUGUGGUUGAAAAUGAGAAACGUCCGCAAACGCCACUACCUCGUCAAAGGCCGGCCCGUCCGCUAGGCCCUUGAGGUUCUUGAAACGUGAGCACUUGUUAGAAGUAGCCCAAUAUUUUAAAGUGAACAUUACUACUGGCUGGGCCAGCUUGUGUUACUUGAGCAAUCAACACACCAACAGAAAACAGCAAAGCAAGGAUUGAGGGCAGAACAAACUAAACAGAGUCGCGGAUUUCUUGCGUUUGAGUCUGUGCGGUGGGGACCAUACCAGUUGCUUUCGAGAUAUCAAGCGCGGUGUCUGAUUGAAGCAGCCCGAUCUUUGGGACCAAGCUUCAAUGAGUUGCCGCGCUUGAUAACCCCAAAGCAACUGGUAGUCCACGUGUGAUCUGAUCUUCGAGGUCACGACCCAAGGCGAGUAGUUAGGCACACUUCCACGUGCAGCACUGAGAUCGACGCUUCUUGUUACCGGCAAUGGAAAACAAUGUUUCUUGGCAGACGUGACUGAAGCAUUGCAAGCUUGGCGUCGUUUUAGCAAACUUACGACUUUGAUUUAUAAUUACAUUGGGUAUACCACAAAAGCCUUUCACGCUCAACUCUUUUGCGCAGUGUAUCUUGAUGUGCUUAAUACAUUCUGCUCGAAUGAUUUGCGUGUGCCUUUCGGUACGUGCCUUUUACAUCAAGCUCUUACAAUCGAGGUGAUGUUGCGGACGUGUAACGUACUUACGUAACCAUUUCGCGCCUUGUUCAAUGUGAAUGCCAGCCGAAUGCAACAGCGUUUAACCUAUUUCCGAACAAACAAAUCGCACCGCCUUUAAGCAAAUUCUGCCACCGUCUUUCACGUGCGUUAAGUAUUUUUUCGCCUCUACGCUGUGUGCAAGAAGAGCACUUUGAAUGAGUCGCAGCGUUCUGUGUGGUAUUUUGCGAGAUGCAUAUUCUCUCUCGAUGCACUUGUCUAUUAUCCAGAGUGCUGACGUAAAUUAUGUGAGCCAGCGCAAAUGUGUUUUAGUGUGCU
Rhipicephalus sanguineus (brown dog tick) is the source of this 4453-nucleotide messenger RNA. Its product is annotated as gelsolin, cytoplasmic. The record is from RefSeq and is a predicted model, not a curated record. Gene Ontology annotation, molecular function: phosphatidylinositol-4,5-bisphosphate binding; actin filament binding. NCBI's taxonomy places the organism in Eukaryota, Metazoa, Arthropoda, Arachnida, Ixodida, Ixodidae. Gene Ontology annotation, cellular component: actin cytoskeleton; cytoplasm. The coding region runs from base 1 to 3198 and encodes 1065 amino acids. The transcript has 28 exons. Gene Ontology annotation, biological process: actin polymerization or depolymerization; actin filament severing; barbed-end actin filament capping.